Molecule: messenger RNA, 3813 nt
Organism: Perkinsus marinus ATCC 50983
Lineage: Eukaryota; Perkinsozoa; Perkinsida; Perkinsidae
Exons: 32
Coding region: 1-3813 (1270 amino acids)
Cellular component (GO): intracellular membrane-bounded organelle
Molecular function (GO): phosphatidylinositol binding
Source: RefSeq, a predicted model, not a curated record
AUGAGACCGGUUGCUAGCAUCACUAUCGAGAUACAAGUCUAUAAGAAAAACUCCAACAACGAGUUUGGCACACCUCACAUCCUGCGCCCGCUCAUCAGCGUCAGAAUUCCAGUCCCUCAAGCAUCACAAUUAGACUUGGAGAAUCUCAUGAGACUUGCUGAGAGAAUGAAUUCCCCAAAUCAUGGUGAGUCCCCAGACGAUCGCAGGAGAAGGCGCUCUAGCAGAGACGACCGCGAGAGGACUCUCGCUCUGAUCGCCGAGGCGAAGACUCGUCGCCCAGGAAACACCGUGACCGCUCCGAAGACAGGACUCGUAGAGAGAGGCGUCGUAGUCGAUCGGCUAGUCGCGAUCGACGCCAUUCCAGCCGUCGUCGUGAUGAACCUCAACGCCAUCGAAAUGACAGGGAGAUCAGUCCUAGGGAAGAACGGAGCGGAGAGCAUAAAUCAGAACGGAAGAGGGGAGAGUCCAAGGCAGCCGCCUCCUCCUCCUCCUCCUCCACUGGAGCGUCGAGGACCCUUCACUCCGUUUGGCAAGGGCAGCGGCAAGGGAUCCUGGGGAAAGGGCAGGUACGGUGACGGUCCAUUCGGUAAAGGUAAAGGAAAGGGGUUCAGCGGUAAAGGCUGGUCUAGCGGGUCGCGAGGAUUUGUUUGGAAGCAUGACAAAUUCGAGGAGGAAAUCAAAGCAGAGGAGCAGAUCCAGGAAGAAGAAGAAGAGAAAGAGUCUGAAAAGAAAGAGACUCCACAGGAAAACUCGCCUGCCUCCACAGCCCGUAGUAAGCCGAUCAAAUUUGAUCUUUACGCUGAAAAACUGGACGAUAAUGUGGUCCAGGCAGUGCUGGACAACGUCAGGGAGAGAAUUGAUAAACGUCGUGAUGCAAUGAAGCAGAAGAGGGAGGAGCGCGAGGCUGAGAUUCAGAAAAUGAUCGCUGCGGGCGAGGAUCCUUUCGCGAAGAGGCCCCGUGAGGGUCGAAGAAUUACUCAAGACGGAAUGCGACCAUCAAAUCGUGGAGAACUUGAGAGAGGAGUGGUUGAUGGAAAUGCGAGAGAUGAUGAAAUUCAGCGAAAGUCGCUGCCAGCUCGACGGGAGUUCGAGAGGGACGAAGCCGAGGGAGGAAAUCGGCGCAAAGAACCGGAGUCCGUCCGCAGACAAGAAUCAAUGAGUCCAAAGAGAAACAGAGAAGAUGCUCGUCGGGGCUCUAGGGAGGAGGAGAAGGAGGAGCGCGAAAAUAGGAGGGAGAGAGAAAGUUCAGGGCUGAGGCAUCAGCAUAGAGGCCUGAAGAUGGAGCAACAGCAGGGGCACGGCAAUCUAGGAGUCAUAGGAGAGAUAGAGAUCGCAGACAAUCACCUCCCACUACGAGCAGACGAGAUCACAGGUCCCGCAGCGGUGACCGUAGACAGAGUGACAGACGAAGGAGGAGUUCCAGCAGGAAUUCGGUACACGGUGAAGCUGCAUAUUUUUGGUGGUCGAUCCGGUGCUGGUGACACAUGGACGGUGUAUCGUCGCUAUAGCGCUUUCAACGAGACCGAUCAUAAACUCUACAGAUUACUCGUCUCGGCCUCAGAGGCCGUACGGGAUGCGGUGCAUCUACCAGAACUACCACCGAAGACCUUGCUCGUUCCUCGCCUCGACGCUGAGUUCGUCGCCAAGCGCCGGGAGGGCCUUCAGAUCUACUUGGACAGCCUCUUGCCCUCUCUGGUGGCCAUGACGCCUAGCAUGCAGAAUGUGGUGUGUGAAUUUCUGGAAGUGCCCAUCACUGCUCGCCCGGGCCUUUGCAAUCCCUCUGUUCCGAUGUCAGGGCGGGUUCCACCCAGCGAAGUGAGUGCUCAAUCGUUCACGGAGCAGUUGCAUGGUCCUUACAGCAUCGACAACUCUUUGCAGCCGAUCAGUUCGCUACCCGCAUCUUCCGGCACUCGCAGCGAAAGCCGAAUCAAGAUGACGCCUGACGAAACAGCAAGGGCCAAGUUGGAAGCCUUCGUGGGGAAGCUAGCGCAAGUUCCCGAGCUAGAUGAGACGGCAGAUGAAACAAGUUCUCUCGGGGAUGGCGUCGACGACGAUUCCGUUGGCAAUGAUAAAGUACAGGCCAUUCGAGAUUUCGAAUGUUGGUUCAUGCAAAACAAACCUCAAUUUCGAGAGCUCUCCAUUCAGCUCCUCUUCGUGGGGUACGACCCUACUGGUCGGUCAUAUGUCUACAACGAGAAUCCUCACCCACGCAUCGGUGACAGCGAGCGCCCCGUUGGUCUCCUGCCAGAAAUUGGGAAUUUUUCGGAGGAUCCUCCGGUGUCCGCAUGCGCCGCCCUCGGGUUUCUGCGGAAACUGCUAUCGUUCGAGUACAACGCUGACGCCGGUAUAUACACCCACGUGUUCAAAGCCUCCCCACUGUUCAUCAUUCAAGGCAUGCAUCUGGACAAGCAUAUUCGCUUGAACAGAGGUCAGUCUAGUCGUUUGGAUGCGUUUCAAAUCACGAGGACGAUCAGUCCUUCCAGAGACCCACUGCUCGAUAUCUUCAAUGGCGACGAAUGGGCGGUCUCGGAGUAUUCGACAUGGCUCAAAAUUCUCGGCGGUGGACCGGCUAUCUCUGGGAUGAUCGGAGGCCCGCCUGGCGUGUUAGUUCAGCGACGGACUCAUGCACCGAGGAUUAUGAAAUCUUCCGUCCAUGGCCCGAGUAGAGGCGGCUUGGACGUCCGCAAGAUUGCACAGGACGCUCUUCUCAAGGUCUCGACUUGCGUAUCGACGAUUACUUACGAUGAUGAUAUAGACGAUGACCAGAGGAAUGGCAGUGCUGAUGGUGGGUGCACUGUUAGGAGCCCUGCGGCGUUACUCAACACCAAGAUAGGCUCCGUUCGCGUCGACUACCACAGAUUGGCUACUACCCCUCCUGAGCAUAUGGCUAGGGCCAGGUUGCUUCAUUUGCCGUUCCAUCCAGAAUAUGUCGGCGCCCUCAUGUACGACCACAAGGCCUUCAUUGAGAACGUACUCGAACUUGACACAGAGGGGACGACGCCCAAACUGGUAGGCGGCAUACAGGGCGACUCGGAUAGCUCUAGAAGUGACUUCAAGGUUCGGGAGAAGCUCCUGGAGUUCUCUUACACUCACUACAAUCCUCUCCUGCACAACGUCAUGCUCUUGUCGCUACCAUCGAGACGGCAUGAUAUGUUGCCAGGCGAAUCGGCAGCAAGUCCCCGGAGUAUGACCAUGGCUGCUUCCGUAGGGUCGCCAGCGGCAGGGUCUGGACGAGGCAACUCAGUGCAAGAAGGAACAGGGACAUGCCUUUUGACCGAUCUCUUGGAUGUCGUGCUCAACGCGCCUAACUGCGCACCUGGUUUUGUGAAGAUGCAACUCUUGCGGGCUUUUAAGAAGCUGCCGGCUGAGGAUGGUGGCGGCUACCAAAUAGCGUACACUAGUGUCGACCUCGGUGACGAACUGGUCAGUCGAGGACCAGGAGUGCCGACUGGGGUGUGGCGUGGUCAUGAUUGCUGCGAAGUGUCUGCGGCCGCGAUUUUCGGGAUGGACAGUAUCAACCUCGUCAGCGGAGAUCUCUUGGGGGAGUACAUUUUUUUCUGGCCAACACUCGAGAAUUUCAUCUACAUCCUCCAGCACGUCGCGCCAUUGCUACCAGCUUACCCUUAUGAAUUUCACCAUCCUUUCAUCGAAUGGAUCUAUUCCGGGGUCGCACCUGACAGCAUGUGUCUUGGAGAGGCAGCUUCGCCGAGGAUGCCAAGGGGACGCUCAGGAUCCGCUGAUAGCUCGUCCGGCCUCGGGCGGUUCGGCGGGGCGGGUCUGGACCAUCCUGUCGAGCUUUCGGUGGAGUCCUGA